Molecule: messenger RNA, 9545 nt
Organism: Moneuplotes crassus
Lineage: Eukaryota; Ciliophora; Spirotrichea; Euplotida; Euplotidae
Source: the annotation of a GenBank genome assembly
UAUUUUUGAAUCUGCAUAAAUUAAAAAAUGUUACAUCCUUGUACCUCAUCCAGCUUUCUUGGACCUUUCUUUAUAAAAGUAACAGCAAUUCUGGUGCUUUCAUUAUGUUUCAUCCAACCUAUUGAAGCACAAGUAUUGUCAGUGACUCCCUCAGAUUCUAUGAUCAACAUAGUCACUUCAUAUAGCUUCCAAAUCACUGGAGUAUCGAGUUUAAACUCAGGAGAUAUAAUCAAAGCAACUAUUCCUACAGGGAUAACUGUCAGUGGAGUUAGUUCUGGGGCUACUACCACUUGAUCUCUAACCACACUAGGAUCAGGAGGUGUUGCAACUUCCCCGGUUACCACAUGCACAUACAAUGCAAAUGAUGGUGGAGCACGUACCCUGACAUUUACUCUUGGACAGAGUUACUCAGGACUCCUGGUGAUCAACCUCGCGACUACAAACAUUCUUCAAAACCCUAACUCAGUUCGAUUUCUGGAUCCCUUCAUUCUAAACGUUGGGUCCACUACUAUUAACACACAUAGCACAAUUACUUACACAGCUGCAUCUUUGGCUUCAGCUUCAGUGACAAAUCUUGCUAAAACUGCUGGAAGCCCUACAACGAUGACAUUCACAUUUAGAAUUACCAACCAGAUUCCAGCAAAUGGGUUUAUCAGGAUCAAUUGGCCGUCUGAAGUUCAGUUUAAGCUGAGUUCAGCAGAUGGGUUGGUCUCCGUUACUAUUUAUGGAGAGUCCAAGACUGGAUUCACCACAUCAGUCUCACAAAUCUCAAGGCAAUUUACCAUUUCAGGGCUCUUUUCAUCAGCAGUCUCAGCUGAAGCGAAAGAUAUAGUUAUUGCUAUCCAGAGUUUGAAUAAUCCUGAUUCCCAAGUGGAGUCAGGAAGUUUUACCAUAACAACUCUUGAUUCCUCAUCUAAUGCAAUUGAUCAGCAGAGUUCUGGAUUAACAGUGACGUCUUCUUCUCCAGGUACGAUUUCUUUACAGUCUAUUACUCCAAGUACGACUUCUGUAGACCAAGAGUUGACUGUUCAGAUUUAUGAAAAUACAGAUAUUUCUCCAUCAAAUUCCUUCCUAAGAGUCACUUGGCCCUCAGAAGUUACCUAUGUUGCUAGUGGAACACUGACAUGCACUAUGGUAUUCGGGUUUUCUGCUAACACACCACCUUGUUCAGUAGAUACUACAAAUAAUUAUAUGACUCUUUCUUACUAUCGAAAUACUGUUCAUCUUUAUACAGUUGGGACUUUUAAAAAUCCUCUUGGAGCUUUAACUACAUCUUCAUGGAAACUUGAAGUCUUUGAUUCAUCUAACAAUAUAAUAAUGAGACAAGAGACAGGUAUUGCAUAUACAACUACUGUGCAAGCCAUUACAGUAGGAUCCGCUUCAAGGCUCUCUGCUUAUACAACAGUUGCAAUACAAGCAAAUUAUUCCUUGUCAUUUACCAUUAAAACAAGACUUUUAAGUGACAGUACAAUAACUCUUAUCUUCCCUAUCGACCAAGUCAAGUAUAAUUUUGCUACAAAAUGUUUUAAUGGGGGUACUGACCUUUCAUGCACUCUAUCUGAUACCAACAGCACUCAUUUUCAAACUACUAUCACUCAAUGGUGUGUCUCUGGAGCUGAAUGAGCAGCUGAUUCAACUCUCAGCUUCACUCUUGUGAAUGCUAUUAAUCCUAGUUGGAUUGUAAGCCCACUCACCUCUUCAGUGAUAAUCAGGACUUCAAACGUUCAGUUGACAGACACUCCCACUAUUGAUGAAAUUACUAGUGGUGUUCAGUUCUCUCCAACACUCACACCUGGAACUUUGACAUCUUUCUCUGUUACUAAAGAUUCUGCAACAAAUAAAGUUGGAGAACAGACUUCUUGGGCUGGAGCUGGUAUAACAUUCACGACAGCAACUGCAAUUCCUGCUAACGGAAAGAUUUAUUUAACAUUCCCAAGUGAAACCGUAUAUAAGGCUACUUCAACUGAAGUUAUUUGAAAAGAUGCCAGUUCUGAUACUUUGACUUGUUCAAGCACAUCUGAUUCUGCUAACAAUAUUCAGACUGUAACAAUCACCUCUGCUUGUACUUCUGGAUGAACAGCAGGAGGAGCUAUAUCUAUUCAAUUGGAGGAGGUAUAUAACCCAGGAUCAACUAAGCCUGUUCAAACAAAUAUCCAGGCCCAAACACAGACAAGUGAGGGAUAUGUGAUAGAUUCAGGGAUUGCAAGCUCUGCUACUGGUUUUGGACUAGUAGCUAAUUCCUUCACAUCAGUAACCACUAAUGCUCCAACUACAAGCAUUGUUGUAGGAGCCAUUCCGCAAUAUCGCUUUACGAUUGCUUUAAAGAACUCUAUUCCUUCAUCUGGUGGGAAACUUGAGAUAGCAUUUCCUUCUGAAAUUCAAAUUCAAUCAAGCGGAACCUGCACAGCUGUUAUUGUUUCAACUAGUCAUAUCUGCACUCUUAGCAAUAGUGCUAACACAGUUACUGCUACAUUCAGCUCAACUGCAGUGGGAGGCUCUAGCUUAGUGAUUACAAUUACAAAUGGAGUCAAAAAUCCUACCACCGGGCAGCAAAGUAGUCCUAUAACAUUUAAAUCUACUGUUACUGAGUCAUCUACUAAGUAUGACAUUGACCAAGAUUUGACAACAGUCAGAAUCCAACCAAAUGUGUAUGGAACAUUGACAAGUACGUCAGUGACCCGGUUAAACAGCUCUCUAAUAAACACAGACACAGAACUAGAUAUCAAGGCUACAAGUGCUAACCCAAUCCCUUCAUUGUCUACUAUAAAGGUAGAAUACCCUCUUGAUCAAGUACAAUUGAGUGUAGCUAGCACAAGUGCUCUAACAUUUUUCCAAGUUUCUUCAGCAGGAACGGUCGGAAGCGCCUUAACUCCAAUAAGCGUAGCUACAAGCUCCACUCACAUCACCGUUACGUUCAGAGAAUGGUGUUCUAUUGGUGGGAAUCCUUGCCCUGCUAGUAGUGAGAACAUUCGGUUCAGAACGAUUGGGUUUAAGAACCCAACAACUACAUUUCCACCUUCUAACAGCUUCAAAAUUUAUGUUGAUACAAGUUCGAGUCUGAUAGUGGACAGUAUUGAGAGCUCAUUAUAUGCUACUCCUAGUAUCCAAGCAGGACCACUUACUUCAGUGAGUAUCACUCGUGACUCGAACCUGACAGGAGAUGUAAUCACCUACACUAUAAAGUUCACUACAACAAACAGCAUUUCAGAGCCGAAUGGAGUAUUUCUCUCUUUCAGCCCUCCUUCUGGCCUCCUAUACCAAGGCUCUUCUCUUGCUUGUACUUUCAAUGGUGCUAAUGCUGAGACUCCUGUGGGUACUAGCAACCCUGGUGCAGGUUGUACUGCUACCUACACCACAGUUACAUUAGGUCAAUCAUUGGCAACUCUCAGGAUUCCAUUUUCCUGAACCAGUUGUCCAGUGGGCAACUACAAUGUGACUUUUACAGGCUUCAAAAACCCUUUUAGCACGCAACCACCUACAGGGACUAUCACUGUUGCCACACAGGGAUUCGAUGGAGCUGGUACCUACUCUAACUAUGAUGUGCUUGAUAUUGUCAUUGAGUCAUCAGCAACUGAUCUACAAACUUUAGCACCAAAUGUCUGUACUGGGACCGCUGAGCGGUCAAAGACAACAGCUGAUGCGAAUACAGAGAUAGUGGCUAAUGUCACAUUGACUAAUCGAAUAAUUUCAGGAUCAUAUAUGUCUAGUAAAAUCAGAGUAAUGGUACCUUUGGACCAAUUUGUAAGGACAACUGAUACAAUCCAAUACAAGCAAACAUCGUCAAGUACAGUAAACGCAAUGACAGUUGUUUCUACAGAUUCAACUCACAUUGUUCUUGAAUAUGAAGCUUUUUGCAGUAGUGGAGGAUCUACCUGCUCAGAUGGAUCUACAAUGUCAAUCACAAUUACUCAAGGCUUUAAAAAUCCAAGGACUGUAAUUUCUACCUUUACAAACUACUUCAUCUUUGAAUCAAGGACGCCUGAUCAGUUGUAUCAAGUAGACAGAUCAACUGCGAACAUCGUAGCUACACCUGAUAUUGCUCAGGCAGCAAUAGCAAAUAUCGCUAUUAACUUUGAGAGUUCUACUGUAGCCAAGGAUGGCUAUGCUGAUGUUUCAGCAGUUCUAGGCUCUACCAUGCUUAGUUCAGACUUCAUAGAGCUAAUCUUCAGCUCUGAGUUCUUACUUCAGACAACUUCCGCAGUAACCUGUUCAAAGGUAGUGAGUGGGAUUGCUUCUACCGUGAGUUGCACAUCUACUUUCACAUCAGGCUAUUUAUCAACUUUAAAAGUAGAAGGAUUCUGAGAGUGAGACUCAACUUCAACAUAUACAAUCAGAAUUCAUAAUGUUAGGACCUUGCUUGAAGCCAAAGCUUUUACUGGAACUUUAACAUAUUCUACAAAAGCAUCAGAUACUGAAAGCAUUGGAACAGGAACAUUAGAUCUUAGCACAGUGACUACUUUGACAGCUGCAACCCUUUCUCCUGCAACAGUUGUUAGAUCAGCGACUACUCAAGGUUCGUCAUCUUCAUUCACUUUGUCAUUUACUACACCUGGCAUACUUCUGGGUGGGUCAACGAUCCAGAUAGGGCUCCCAUUAAACCAGAUUGUACUAGAUGGGUCUGCCUUUACAUGUGCUGAUUCUUCCAAUAACGCUGCUUUGACAUGAGCAGCAACUCCAACAGCCACUUCAACUUACAACUAUAUCACUAUCAACGAGUGGAAGUGAACAUCUGGUAAUUGCGCUGCAGGGCAAGAAUUCGGAAUUACAAUCACUUCUGCAAAGAACCCUGCAGUUUCUGCAGUUUCAACAGAUCCAUUCUUAAUAAAUUUCAUAUCGACCUCUUCGAAUGCUAUAUUUCAGGCUCCAUCACCACUGAAUGCCUCACCUGAUCUAGAGGUAGGGUCUCUUAACAAUCAUGUGAUCAUUCAUCAAAAUCAGCAAUACACAUUAAGCACCACUGAAUAUAUCAUUGCAUUUGAUACUACUUCUGAAGUGCCAGCAGCAGGGAAGAUCAUAUUUACUUUCCCAGACAACAGAAUUUUGAAGGACUCUUCGUCAACUCUGACAGUGACUACCGGAACUAGUUAUGAGACAACAGUCACAGGUGUGACAGCAACUUAUGACCUGACUAAUACUUGGUUGAGUAAGCUCGAGCUUACCUCUGUAUGUACCACUCCUUGAGCUGUUGGCUCAUACCAGUUUAAAAUCUCUGGAGGAAUCAAGAAUCCUAAUUAUGUACAACCUCUAACAGGCAAUUUUGUUUCAUACACCACUGAUUCCUCUGGAGCGGUGAUAAAUAGAGAUAUUAAAUCCAAUUCUGAUGUUUCAGAGAUCCUUCCGACCCCUAUCGAUGCUACUAUUACCAGAAAUUCUACUGCUCUAGGUGCAUCUGUAGGUCUAACAGUAUCUUUUAAGACGACAAACCCAUUCCCAGAUGGAGGAAAGAUUCUCCUGAGAAUGCCUACAGACCAAAUUUCAGGGACUCCUGCAGCUUGUCUUAAGGGAGAUCUCUCAACAGCUCUGAGCUGCACGACAACUACAAUUGGAGAUUUUAGAGUAAUCACAAUUGACGAAUGGUGCACAUCUGGAGGAACAGACUGAGCAGGCGGCACUACAAUUUCUUUCUAUAUUCAAGAUGCUACUAACCCCUCUUUACUCUCAGCAAAUGUAGCAACUACAAGCUGGCAAGCCCUCACAGCUACUGCUGAAUCAUAUCCAAUUGAUGGUGACUAUACAGAUUUAAAGCCAACCCCAAAUCUUGAAGGAGUUUCUAUCACUGUGAAUGCACUUGAAGUUGCUUCAGCAGUUGUUUAUACAGAGACAACUAUUAGCUAUGGUUUUCUUCCAGGAUCAAAUCUACCUUCUGGGGCUAUCAUUGAGUUUGGCUUCCCUCCUCAAUUUGCUUUUCCACCAACUACUAAAUCAUGCUCUCAAAUAACUCCUUCAUCAAGUACCUUAACUUGUACUUAUGCAGAAUCUGGAGGCUAUGUUACCUCCAUCACGGUGUCAAAUCCUUGUGUUGCAAGUAGCUGCCUCUCUACAACUCCAAUGGUGUUUCAAUUCAGCAUUAAAAUCAGACAGAAUACCCAAAAUGUUGGAGGAAGCUUUUAUGUGAUUACUAAGACCUCAAGCACUGAUAUUGGAUAUGGCUCUGUAUCAAAUAGUAUUACUAUCUUGCCAAAUCCUUUCUCCAGUACUUCUUUUGACAACUCCGGAUGUGACUUAAUUAAGGCUACAUGUAGUUUAGCUAUCAAAUUCACAACGGUUUACACUUUCCCAAAUAAGGCUAGUAAUGGGAGGAUUUCAUUAACUGUUCCCAGUGAUCUUACUGUAUCAUCAACAGGAUGUACUGCUACAAUUGGUUCAAACACAAUGGAGUGCUCAAUGACUGGAAAGUCAGUAAUAGCGACCCACAGCUUAACUUCAUCAGUUGCUGAGCAAGAAAUCAUAAUCAAAUUUGCAAGCGUUACGAAUCCUUCAAGCACAAAACCUACAAAUUCUUUUGUGAUCUUAUCCCAAGAACAAGUAUCUGGGUCUUACUACAGUAUUGAUGGAAUUACUUCAGGUUUUUCUUACUCAGUGGGAGGUAUUGGCACAAUCACAGAAGCCGCAGUUACUCGAUCUGCCCUAAACUCAGACAAUGAUGGCCUUAAAGUUGGUAGAAAUACAAACUUCUUGUUCUCAUUCAAGAUAGAGAAUGAAGUUGCUAGCGAUGGAGUGUUUACAUUCAUAAUGCCCUCUGAUAGCGAUGCCCAGAUAGACACCACAGCUACAGUCUUUGCUUGCAGUGCUGCCAAUUGUGACACUGGAACAACCCUUUUCUGAGAUGUUACUGCUGCUUCAAGAACUGUUCAGAUACUAGACUACUGCACUAGUUCUUCAGGUAGGUCUUGUGCUGCUGGGUCCACUAUUACAAUCUGACUAAAGAGCACAUUUAUGAGGAAUAUGUACUGGAUUAAGGAUCCUCUUACUGCUUCUGAUUCAUUCACUAUUAAAAGUGGUAUUUCUGGAGGAGUGUACUUUAUUGAUGGAAUAAGUACUUCAAUAACCGCCACACCUACGCUCUUACCUGAUGCUUUAAGCUUUAUUUCUCCACAAAUCGCUAGGACUGGUGACACAGUUGAUGCUAAGGUAGACUGGACAGUUUAUCUAAAGUUCUCAUCAAAUAUGCUUAAUACUGCGGGAUACCUUUUAAUGACAAUCCCCGAUGAUGUAAUUUAUGAUAUGGGAGAAGACUUGACAGUCACUUUGCUUACAAAUAGCUCUUCAGUUAUAUCUACAGUUAAGACUUUAUAUUCAAGUGGAGCUAUAAAUACUAUCAGAUUUAAUUCUGUAUGCUCUAGUUCUGGCUGAGCAACGGGAUCGUUUCUUAAUAUAAAAAUUGAGUGGGUUAAGAAUCCUCCGGCACAGACUACAAUCAGUACUGCAAUCACAAUGUCAUCUCGAACAUCUGAAGGAUAUUUGAUCGAUCAAGGAUCGACUCCAACAAUAGAUAAGCUCUUCUCCUCAUUAGAACUAGCUCCGGUGACGAACAUCAAAAUUGAUCCAGAAAAUCCUUCUGCGGGGGCUGAUACAAACUAUGAUAUUAUUUUCACAGCUGACACAAGCAUUCCGCUCAACUCCUAUGUGCUAAUUACUGCUCCGACGGAGAUAACCGUGUCCACUUCAAACGCAGGUGGAACAGCAGCUUUAGAUACUUGCUCAAAUAUUUUUGCGACUUCAGUGACAAUAGCUUGUGGUUUGGGCACAAGUGGAGGAUCUGUUACCAUCAAAGUUACAGGAAUAUUCCCUUUGGCUACAAACACAGGGCAGUUUGGUGUAAAAAUGGGGCUGUUUAAAAACCCAUCAACGGCAGGCACUACAGGAUCAUUUAUUAUCCAGAUCUUUUCGCCUGAUGAUAACCCUAUAGCCUCAAAGGAUGUAGACACUCCAGUUAUGAUUGAGGAGCCUGUGUCAACUUGUGAUUCAAAUUGCCUGACUUGUUCAGGGACAGCUACUUCUUGUGAUUCAUGUAAGAACCCAUCAGAUCUUCCUUUCCUUCAAAAUGAUAAGUGUGUAUCAGCAUGUAGCAAUGGGUAUUACCUACAAGGGACAAUUUGUUACAGCUGACACCAUAGCUGAGCUACUUGUGAUGGGCCAAAUAGCAAUGACUGUAUCUCAUGCAAAAGUGACUUCUUAUUUGAAGAUGGCUCCUGAUUAACUUCUUGUAGUAAAAAUACUCAAGCAAACUCUGCAAAUCAAUGAGAAAGUACUUCUGAGAAUGGAAGUUGUAACUCAAACUGAGCUACCUGCUCGAAGAAUCUUGAUUGGUGUCUCACUUGAAACUCAGGAAGUACCCCUAUUGUCAAUCCCACUAAUGGUCAAUGUGUCUGUACUGAUAAUGGAUGAUGUGGGGGUACUUUAUAUGUCGAUACAGAAUCUCAAUCUUGUCAACCAUGCUCCACUCGCUGAAAAACUUGUGAAAUCUCUGCAGAUAAAUGAUUCUCAUGCUGGAAUUUCUUUGAUUCUAAGUUGCUUGAUUGGGCUUCUUAUAAAUGUCUGAGUGAAUGCUCUUCAAGUGGAUAUUAUGACUCAGCAACAGAUACUUGCCCGGCUUGAAAUAGAGUUUGCAAAACAUGCACUUCAAGUCUACCUACAGGAUGACUUACUUGUAAUAAAACUGAGGGUGGAAGACAGUUAUAUCUAGCAUCUGGAGAAUGUGUGUUAAAUUGUAGAAGACCAUAUACAGAAAAUACCAAUAACAACACAUGCACCAGAAGUGCUUUUGAUAUUCUCUCUCCUGUUGUAAUAAUCCUCCUUCUUCUUUUCAUUGGUGCCAUUAUCACCCUGCUACUUUCCUACAUUAUCAGCUUAAUCCGUGGUCGAAAAUCAAAACCUCUCGAAGAGGCCUAUGCUUACCUCACCUUGAUCGAAUUCAUGAAUCGUUGCUUCCUCCUUGCCAAUUUAUGGGUCUCUACGAAGGUCUUCUCCUUUGCUAUCUGUUUUAUGGACAUUACUGGUACUGCAAUUCUCGGUUUGUUCUUCUACAAUCUCUAUCUUGAGCCAAUCUUCCUUCACUCACCUCACUUCAGGUCCCUAUUCAAGCAAUACAAAGUCACCUACCUUUUCGUGCUCUCAGUCAGCUUCCUGACUGGAGUCAACUUCAGCAGGCUACUUUAUGCAAGAUCUUUUGGGUGACUGGCUACUGGAGGUAGUUAUACAGAGCACUAUUUCUUUGUGAAGCCAUUGAACACAAUGGCUAAUUUCACACUGGCGCUGACUGGAGUCCAGAUUGUGCUAUGUGUAGUGAGCAUUUUUGAGUUUGGAGUAGGCCAAGAUGUCUGGAUGUUGGCUGUCAUUGGUCUAGGGGUUAAUUUGGCAUUGGUGGUCAUGCAGCUGGUGAAGGUGUUGCAGACUGAGAGAUUUGUGAGAAAAUAUAUGGUGUUGGAGGACUAGAGAGGUCAGAUUUGGAGAUGAAACUUGUUUUUAAGAGAAUCAAUAAACUUAUAAGUAAUUCACCAAUAAUACCAUAACAGGUUAGAAUAAAACUCAAUCAUUACUAAAUC